AUGGAGAAUCAGAUAUUGCUUGACAUAAGAUCAGUUAUAGAUGGUGGACUUGUAACUGAAAUAUUUAGCCAAAAUAGUCCAAUUAGUUCUGAAAACUUUAAUUUGGAAACUGCAUUAAUUAAUAAUCCCAUUGAAGAGGGAUUGUCGUCCAGUCAAGACAAUCACUUAUGCACCAUAGCUGUGGGAGAGACUUUGUUAGAUCACUUUAAGUAUCCUCUUACCUUUGAAAAUCAAAAUACACUAGCAAAAGUUGAAAUAUAUCCACAUGGAAACAGCAGCUGUGACAAUGAAGAUCUUGAAAAAUACAAGGAAUUAAAUUUUCUGGAAGAAGCUGAACAUUUGCAUUCACCUUAUCUGCCUUCAAAUGGUGUCCAUUUUCUUUCUUCUGUGGUGAUGCAACAUAAAAAUUGCAAUGAUCCAUCUUCAAGCAUUUCCUCUCUAGAAGGAGCAGUCAGUCAAAAUGUCAGAAUGAUACCAGUGUUCAGAUCAUUAAUUCCUCCAGUUGCAGGUGAGAAUAACUGUAUUUGUUAUGAUCAAUUCAAAGAAAUCCAUAGCAGUUCUGUGCAGUCACAACACUUGCCAGAUUGCUUAAAUGAAUCUUCCAGUGGUGUCUGUGGCAUACCUCAGACUAGUGAGUCUAUCUACGAUGAAAUUGCUGAAGUAAGAGAGGCAGUUAGUAAUGUUAUGGAGAAUGACCAAGAUGAAGCCAUUUUUCAGAGUUCAAAUGUAGGCAAAUCUGGCUCCAAGUUAUUAGCGUUGCACAGUUUAAUGGAGGAACCCAGCUGUUCACACAGAAAUGAUUCCAAUCCUGUGGUGAUAUGCCAGUUGGACGGAGGUACUCAGAUACUCUGUAUAAACAGUUCUGGCACAAGAGAGCUGAAAAGAGUUCAUCUUAUUCCCCAGUAUCAAGACCGACAUAAUUAUCUUCAAUCAGACGUGGGCAACCCUGUAGCAACUGUACUUGGGCAGUUUUUGCCAGUUCCAGGUAAACUGGAUUUGAAUGAAAAACAGUUUGAAAAUGGAUCCUUACAAUCAGUAGCUAGCGCUGCCACAUACCAUUCAGAAUCAAAUCUGCAAGGACCAAUGAAAAUGACUUCAGUUGGCUUACCUUUUGGCUCAGGAGAUACAAAGUCUAAAAAACCUUGUAACUGCACUAAAUCUCUGUGUCUGAAAUUAUACUGUGACUGUUUUGCUAAUGGUGAUUUUUGCAACAACUGCAACUGCAAUAAUUGUUACAACAAUUUACUUCAUGAACCUGAGCGAUUUAAAGCCAUUAAGGCCUGUCUUGAUAGAAACCCAGAAGCUUUUCUGCCAAAGAUUGGGAAAAGGACGCUGGGAGAAAUUAAACCUCGUCAUAACAAAGGAUGUAAUUGCAAGCGCUCAGGAUGCCUUAAGAAUUACUGUGAGUGCUUUGAGGCUAAAAUUAUGUGUUCCUCUAUUUGCAAAUGCAUUGGUUGCAAAAAUUAUGAAGAAAGUCCAGAUCAAAAAAACCAGUUGAAUGUGCCAAACUACAUGGACCUCGGAAAUAAUGAAGUAAAUAGCCCAGUUUUUACAUCAGCAUUUGAAAUGUUACCAAAAUCGAAGACGGACAGGCAACCAGCUGUAUGUAUAUCUUGGGAAGAAGUGAAAGCAACAUGUGCUUGUCUCCUGGUGCAGGCUGAAGAGGCAGAAAAAGGAGGUUACUCUGUUUGUCUAGCUGAACGAAUGAUCGUGGAGGAAUUUGGGAGAUGUUUAUCCCAGAUACUACAUGCAUAA
Struthio camelus australis is the source of this 1755-nucleotide messenger RNA. The record is from RefSeq and is a predicted model, not a curated record. NCBI's taxonomy places the organism in Eukaryota, Metazoa, Chordata, Aves, Struthioniformes, Struthionidae.